ACUAAUUAAAAAUUAGGUUGGCACAGUUUUGACAAUUCAAUUUAAUACGUGUACUGUGUUCCUGUCAUCCACCAAAAUAUUUAUUUAUUUGCCAAAAACUGGCAACAACCAGAUAGUACCCAGUAUGUGGAAGGGUUUGGGACAAGACCCAGGGGGGUCUACAGGGCCAGGACCCCCAAAUGUUCAAGAAUUGGAUGAUCUCAAAGACCAAUUCGAGCAGCAACAACUUUUAAUUGCCCAGUUAAAGGAGAUGUUGCGCAAAAACGAACAGGUUAAUGUCACACAGGAAAAAGUUGAAGCUUACGCUUCUACAUUAACAAAAAUGAAGGCGCGCGCUAAUAAAAAUAAAAAAGAAGGGGGUAAAGAAGGGCAAGGAACAGGGAAGAAAGUUGAAACCCCCGCAAACGAAAAAAUAGACAAAUUAAGGCAACAAUUAGAAGAGAAUAAAUUGAAAUUAGCCGAGCGAGAUAAGAGUCAAAAAGGUAUUGAAGAAAUGGUAACUCAAUUAAGAGCCCAGUUUGAUGCUUCCCAAUCAUUAAUAAGUCAAACACCUUUAAAUCUAUCGUUUGUCGAAGUAGACAUAAAAGAUUAUUCACCCGAAAUGACAUCACAAGAAUUAUUUAACAUUCUCACCUUGAAAGAAAAAAAAUUAACUGAAAUGUCGGGUAAAAUUCAAAAAUUAGAAGCAAAUGUUUUAGAUCUUCAAGAAAACAUUAAAGAAAAAGAUUCAGUAAUUGAUGCUCGAACCAAAGCAAUAACAUUAAUGUCUGAAAAUCUGAGUAAAAAAGGAAAAAACACUUUAGAUGCUUUGGAUGAAACCAAAAUGCAAAUGAGAAAAAUGCAGGAGAAUUUUGUCGAUAUUGAGCAGCAAAUGAAUGAUGAAAUUCAACAAUUAAAAGAGGAAGUUGCUGAUAAAGAUAUUGAAAUUAGUCACUUAAACGAUAGAAAUAAUUAUUUAGAACAUAUAAGAAAAGAAUUAACAUCUUCAAAUAAUGAAUUACAAGAUAAAGUAGAUAAUCAACAAGAAUUGAUUGAGAGCUUCCAAAAGGGUGAUUCCAUAAUUGAAAAAUUACAAGAAACCAUUAAACAACUUGAAAGUGACAACAAAAAACUUCAAAAAAAUAAUGAAAAUGAUGAGUUAUUAAAAUUAAAGGAGAAAAUUACUGAAUUAGAAGGAAUUAUUAAAGAAAAAGAUAUCCAAGGUGAAGAAGCUCAAAAAACUGUUCAAAAUCUUCAAGAAAAAUUAAAAUCUGUGUCUUUAUUCGAUAUGGAAUUAAAACCAGAGGAUGAUUUGGUGAAAUUAAAGAAACAACUCGAUGAAAGCAACAAAAACAUGAUUAAGGUUAAAGCCCAACAUAAAGCUAAGAUCAAAGAAUUAAAUAAGAAAAUCGAUGGUUUUAAAAAAAUGGGGGAUCAUAAUGUUGAAAUUGUUAAAUUAACCGAUGAAAAUUUGAAGCUGUUGCAAAAAAUUGCAGAGUUGGAAGAAGAAAAAGGUGGUUUGCAAUUAAAAUUGAUGGAAACAUCAGGUGGGAAAGAAACAAUUCCGCUUGAAGCCGCCAACGAACUCGAAAGACAACUCACAGAGCUCUCUGAAAUCCUAACUUACAAAGAUAACCAAAUAUUAACACUUUCCCAAAGCGUAGAAGAUUCCAACAUUAAAGUAAACGAGCUUAAAGAAAAACUUGAAGGACUUUCACAUCUACAAAAUGCCCAAGUAAAAUCUGAGAUGACAUCAAUUCAUUUUGAAGAACAACUUGAUAAAUUAGAAAGUGAAAAAAAUGAUUUAUUGGAAGAGAAGAAAAAAUUGGUGGAGGAGCAUGAAAAGUUAGAGGAGAAAAUGUCCUCAAUUACAAAAGAAAAAGAGGAAAUUUCUUCAAAAUUAGAAACUUACAUCCAAGAAAAUAUUGAGCUUAUGGAUAAACUUGAAAAAUUAAGCGCCGAAAAAGUUUCUAGCGCUGAAAGUAUCGAAAUUGUUGAAGGAUUAACACAACAAGAAAAGCUCGAAUUAGAAGCAUACCAAAAAAAUACAAAUAUUCCAAGCGAUAAUAAAAGUAGUGCUGAACAUCUUGCUGAAAAUUUAGAAUUAAAUGAAAGCGUUAAUCAACUAACAGAAGAAACAUCAGAACUUUUGCAAAGAAUUGAACUUUUUACAGUCGAAAGGAGAGAAGUAAUGGAAAAAAUGGAGCAAUUAACGAAUGAAAAUAAUCAAUUAAAUAUUAAAAUAAAAGAAAUUGAGAAUAAUCGUGAUGUUUUAGUUGAAACUUAUGAACAACUUCAAACUGAAAAAGAAGAAUUAGACGUCCAUUUACAAGAAUUAAAAAAAGAUAAAGAAGGUUUAGAAAAGAUCAUUCAAGAAUUAAAAAGCGAAAGCAAAGAAAUCGAAGAAAAUAAACCAAUUAAAGAAGAACGAAAACCAAAUAAAAAAUCGAAGAAACGUAAUCCAAAAUCUCGAUCUCCUUCACAAACAAAGGAAGUAAAAUUGGAUGUUAAAACGGAAGAAAUUGAUUUAAAAUCUCAAAAUGAUGAUUUGAAAAAAGAUAUAGAAGAGUAUAAAAUGUUGAUUGAUAUUCAAAAACAAGAAAUACAAGAAUUAAAAUUGAAAAUAAUGGGGCAAGAAUUUAUAAACAGUGAAAAAUUGGAUUUAGAAGCCAAGAUGAGUUCAUUAGAAAUGGAAUAUAAAUCGAUUUUAGAAGAAAACGAAUCACUUCGAAUCCAAAUUAAAGAAAACUUUGAAAAAGUACAAGAAAAAGAUGAUAUUGAAGCUGAACUUCGCGAAGCGAAAAAGAAAAUCGAAGAAUUUGAGCGGAAAAUAUCCGAAAAUUUGGAUGAAAUUGAAAAUUAUAAAUCCGUUUUAGAAGAAAAUAAAGUGGAAUUGAUUUCGUCUUCGAAUCAAUUAAAUGAGUUACGAAAUGAAUUGGAGGUAAAAGAAGAUGAGUUAAAGAGUCAUAUUGAAGAAAUUCAACAUUUAAAUUCGGUUAUUUCUGAUUUAAAUUUAGCUGUUAAAGAAUUAGAGAAAGAAAAUGAGAAUGAAAAGAGAUAUGAUGAGAUGAGUUUAGAAGUAAAUGAAUUAAAAAAUGUUUUAAAAUCAAAUAUUGAUCAAAUUAAUGAGUAUGAAGAAGAAUUAAAUAGAAAUACUGAAAUAAUUAAUGAGCUUCAAGUCGAGAUUAAAUCGUUAAAUAAUAAGAUUUUGAAUACAGAGCAUUUACUUGAAUGCAAAAACGACGAAUUGAGAGGUGUUGAAGAAAUGUAUGAGGAAAAAUUAGGGGAAAUUUCGAAAUUACAAAAAGAGCUUGAGUUUAAAGAUAAAAAUUUCCACGAAACUAUUGAAAUGUUAAAAAAUAAAUGUUUAAGUUUGCAAAAUCAAAUAACAACAAAUACCGAUUCAAUCGAGCCAUUUGAAAAGAAAAUUAAAGAACUUGAAGAUCGAAAUAAAGAACAAUUGGAGAAAAUGAAGAAAAUUGCCGCUAAUUUGAAAAAGAAAACGUCUCAAUAUCAAGAAUUAGAGUUAAAAUAUAAUGAGGUUAAUCAAAAAUUAGAAAAUGAAUGCAAAGAAAAAGAAAAACAAAAAAUUGAUUUAGAGAGUAUGAUUGAAAAUCUUGAAAGAAAUAUUUUUGAAUUACAAGAAAAAAAUAAUCACCAAAAAGAUGAAUACAACAAACUCAAUGUUGAAUAUAAUGCUUUAAAACAAAAAUCUCAUGAUACAAUUAAUAAAUUAACUCAACAAUUAUUACAGGUUGAGAAUCAAAGUCAAAGUUUGCAAAUUGAGGUUGAAAAUUAUCAAAAACAAAGUCAAAGUUUGCAAAUUGAGGUUGAAAAUUAUCAAAAACAAAGUCAAAGUCAAGAAUUAGCAUCAAUAAAUAUAGAGGAAAUGAAUAAAAAGGAUGUUUUAAUACAAAAAUUAACUCAAAAAGCUAAAAGCUUUAAACAACAAAUACAAAAUUUAACCAAAGAAAAUGAAACUUUAGAAAAGCAAAAAUUGGAGUAUGAAAACUUACAAAUUCAUUCAAAUGCUUUAGAAAUGAAAAUAAAAGAAAUGGAAUUAUUUAUUGAAACUCAAGAUGGUGAAUUAAACAAAUUUAAAGAAAAAGUUAACAAAUUAGAGCAAGGGUUAUAUUCAGUUGAAGAAAGAAGGAUGUCUUUGGAAAGAAAGGCUGUUGAAUUAGGAGCUGAGUUAGAAGAAAAAAAUAAUAAAUACGACGAGUUAUCCCAAAGUGAAGAUAUUUUAGAGAAACGAAUCGAAUUUUUGAUUAAAAACGACGAAAUCAUCGAGAAAAAACUACAAGACGCAAUCAAUGAAAACGAAAUGUUAAAUAAAAUCCACAAAGAAAUGAUUUCGGAAAACGAAAGUUUACAAAAUUCGAUUAAAAAUUUGCAAAUGAGUUAUAACGAAGUUUCCUCAAACAACGAAAAUUUCGUUUUCUUAGAAACAGAAAACGUCCAAUUAAAACAAAUAAUUGCGAAUUUAGAGAACGAUAAAAAACAUAACGAGCAAAUAAUUUCUUCUUUAAAAGAAGACGCCGAAAAAACCGAAUUUGAAUUGCAAAAUCAAAUCGAAUUUUACAACAACGAUCAUAAAGUUUUAGCGGAAAAAUGCGAAAUGUUUAACGACCAAAUAAAAGAUUUACAAGAGUAUCAAAUUGUUUUAAACGGGGAUAUCGAGGCUUAUAAAAAUAAAUUGGUUGAACAGCAAAGAUUUAUCGAUGAUAAUCAAAGGGUUAUGGGCGAAAUUAAUGAGAAUAAUCAAAAAUUAUUGGAACAAAUCGAAAAUUUUAAUGUUAUAGUUGAAGAAAGAAAUAAACAAAUCGAAAUGUAUCAGGAAGAAAAUUCACAAUUAAUUAUGAAACUCGCGAAUGAAUCAGAUUUAAAAAAUAAAAUUGAAGAAUUAAAUGUUGAAAAUGAAAAUCUUAAUUUGCAAUUAAAAGAAUUACAAAAAUAUGAUGUAAAUGUGGAUAUAAAUAAUGUGGGUACGUUUACUUGGCCAGGAACUCCUCAAAAUGAUUUAAUUUUGUCUGAGAAUGUUGAGGUUUUAUCAACAAAUCCUAAUAAUAAUAUUAAUUUAAACGAAACUGAAGAAUUAUUAAGUAAAAUAAAAUCCUUGGAAUUUAUGCUUUUUAACACUGAAAAAGAAAAGGAGGAGACUUUAAAGCAAUGUGAGGCGUUAAGCGGGGAAUUAGCUAGGUUGUUGUAUCUCCAAGAAUCUAAAACAUCUUUAGAUGAUCAAAUAUUACCUCCAGAAGAAACUUUAAUUACUAAUAAAGAUGUAUCCGAAUUAAAAUUGGUGGAGUUCUCCCCAACGAAAGAAAUUUGUGCUGAAUCAACACUUCCAGUUGUUGAAGAAGAAAUCAAACCAAAAACAUCAUAUUUAUGUUAUCCUGAUAAUUUAGUAACGGAUACUUUCGGCGAAAACGACGACGGUUGGGGUUUUAGCCCAGAAGAAGUUAAAUUAGAACAAGAACAUCUUCAAUUAUCAACGUCGCCCCCACAAAACGAUCAAUUUCAUAAUCAAAUUUUAACGUUGGAAGAAAAAAUUCGCGUUUUGGAGCAAGCCAGGGAAAGACAUUCGGAAGAGAUACGAUUAUCACAACAAAAAUCGGGGAAAUUAAUGAAAAAAUUAAAAGAAUUUAAGGUUAAAAAUGAUGAAUUAGCAGCCCAACUUAGCAAAAAUAAAUCAGAUGAUUUCGAUGAUUUAAACACCGCGAUUGAAGAUGAAUUAAAAUCGCAAAUAUCUACGUUAGAGAAGAGGAUUAAAGAAAUUGGCGCUGAAUUAGAAAAAGAAAAAAAUGAGAAAGGGAAUUUGUUGAAACGUGUUGAUACUUUAACGCUGGCAAAUGAACGGCUUGUUGAUAACAAAGAAAAACAUGAACUGGAAAUUAUUUCGUGGCAAAAUAAAACGCGGGAAUUAAACACGAAAUUAGAACAAUUCCAAUGGGGCGAAGACGAAAGUCCUAAGAAAGUGGUUAUUCCAGAAACAUCGUCGAAUAUUGACCAUGAAAGCUUAAAAGUACAAAUUUCUGAACUCACGGAGACUAUCAAAGAUUUAACGUUGGAUAACGAAGAGUUACAAACGUUGUUAGAGGAGCAAAGAAGUUUGCGAAUAGCGGCCGAAAAAGCUAAAUCGAUUGAGCCAAUUUCUGAAAAUAUGAAAUCAGAAUCUGAGUAUUUAUUAGUUGUUAAUGAAAAAAAUCGAUUAAACGAAGAAUUGCGAGAAAAGAAUGAAAAUUUGGAUUAUUAUAAAGAUCAGAUUUUACAAAAUCACAAAUUAAUUGAUGAAAUUAACCAAAAAGUUCAACAAUUACAACUUGAAAAUGAAAAUCUUGAUGAUUUAAAAAGAAAUUGUUUGGAAAAUCAACAAAUAAUUCAACAAUUGCAAGAAGAGAAUGAUGAUUUAAAAAGAGUUUGUUUGGAAAUUGGGUCGUUAAAAAAGGAAAUUUUGCAAAAUCAACAAAUAAUUCAACAAUUACAACAAGAAAAUGAUGAUUUAAAAAGUGUUUGUUUGGAAAUUGGGUCGUUAAAAGAGGAAAUUUCGAAAAAUCAACAAAUAAUUCUGCAAUUACAACAAGAAAAUGAUCAAUUUAGAGUUUUAGAAGAACAAAUAAGUAUGAAGAAUGCACGAAAUCAUGAAAUAAUCAAUGAAAAUAUGAAAAAAAUUGAAGAGUUGCAACAAGAAAAUGAUGAUUUAAAACGAAUGAAAACGGAAAUGGAGUCAUUAAAGGAUGAAAUUUUGCAAAAUCAAGAAAUAAUUAAAAAAUUACAAGAAGAAAAUGCAAAAAUUGUUAAGAAUUAUGAUGAAGAAAUGACUUUGCUUAAAAAUGAGUAUGAUAAUUUUAAAUUGCAAAAUGAUAAAUGUGAUAAUGAGAAUGUUAUUAAAAAUUUAAAUGAGGAAAAAGAAAAAUUAAUUGAGAAGUUGCAACAACAAGAAUUGGAUUAUGAAAAUAAGUUGAUGAUGACAUCACAACAAUUAGUUGAUGAAUGGAUGAAAAAGGUUGAUCAACGCGGUUAUGAUAUUGCUGAAAGUUGGAAAUUGCAUGUUGAGGAGCGUGAAAAUGAAUUUUAUAAAACUGAGCAAAUUUUAAGGAAAGAAAUAACCGAAUUAGAAGAGAAACACAAUAUUUUAGUGAAUGAAAACAAUGAGUUAAGAAAAAACGUUGAUGCAGAGAUAAGAAACGAGGUUGAUAAAAUUUCAGCUUUACAAUCGCAAAUUAAUGAAAAACAAUACUUUAUUAACGAAUUAAACGUUGAGUUAGAAAAAAAUAAAGAAGAAAUUAAUAUGUGUUUAACAAAAAUUAACGAAUUAAAUCAAGCUUUGAUCGAAAAGGACCAAAAAAUCGUUGAGCUACAAAAAAUCGACGAAGAAAUUCAACACGAAUCGAUUAAAUUAAAAUCGGACGUUGAAAGUAAAGAAAAUCACUGCAAAGAACUUGAAAAUGAGUUAAAAAAGUUAUCUGAAAAAACUCAAAUUGAAAUUCAAAAUUUAAAUCAACAAUUAAUUCAAAAAGAAAAUAUUAAUCAAUUAAAUAAUACAGAAAAAGAUGAUUUAAAUAUAAAAUUAGAAAAUGCAUUUAAAGAGAUUUCGGAAAAAAAUGAAACGUUAAAUUUAUUAGAGCAACAAAUUUACGAUAAUCAACAACAAUUAUCAUCAGCAAACACCCAUCUACAACAGUAUUAUCAACAAAUUGAAAUAUUAAACGCCGAGGUACAAAAAUAUUCCUCAAUGAGCGACGAAUUCUCAUUAAAAGAUAUCGAAAUAACCAAACUAAACGCGUUAUUAAACGAAAAAGAACGCGAGCACCUUGAAAUAAUCUCAAACAAAGAUCGCGAAAAUUCCAAUUUAAUCCAAGAGUUAUCGUCGGAAAAUGAAAGCUUAAAACGGCGAUUAAGUAAUUUAGAGACUCAUUACGAUGAGAUUUUAUCCUCAAAAGAUAUGGAUAUGGAAAGUUAUAAGCUUCAACUCCAAGAACAGGUUAAUAGAAAUAAUUUGUUAUUAAAGGAUCAAGAGGAGUAUCAAAAGAUCCAAACUGAAUUGGCGCUAAAAAAUGCCGAAUACGAUGAGAUAAAAAAUAAAUUUGACGAGCAAAACUUAUUAUUGGAGGAGGAACAAAAGCAAUUAGAUGAGCUUCGAAAAAUAAUUGAAGAACAAGUGUUUAAAAUUCAAAAUUUGCAAAAAGAACUUUACGAAAAAAGUCAAAGUUACGACUCGUUAAUUGCGGAAAUUGAUUUAUCUCACACAUCAUCAACAAAUCAACCAAUAAUACAACAACAACCACAAAUUGAAUCAACAAUUUCAGAUUCGGAUGAUUUAAAUCAACUCGUUAGCCGAGCCGAACUUGAUUUGGCGCUUUAUAUGUUACACCAAAGAGAUGUUCGUUGUGAAGAAUUAACCGAUGAAUUGAUGCGACUUUUAGAAGAACGAGAUACUUUACAAUUAAAACUUUCAAACGCGCUUCGAGAGCGGGAACAAUUAAGGAUUAAAUUUCAUCAAGAUGAAGCGGAAACGAGUACUUCACUAACCACUUUGGAUUCAACGCAAAGAGAUGUUAAUAUUGUUCAAGAUGUCGAAAAUGUUAAUCCUUUAAAUUCAAAGUUAUCCGAAUUAAAAACGUUGAGUUAUAGUAAAGAUAAAUCGGUUUUGGAUGAAAAAGAAAGAAGGAGGUAUCAACAAAUGUCCAUCAUGCAACAACAUAGAGAUGAAGCUUCUAAACUUCCACCAGAAGCUGCAGCUAGACUUUUAGAUGCAAAUUAUACGUUAUCGCGAGAUGUUCAAAGUCCAUCAAAAGUACUAUUAAAUUGGUUAUGGGGUCGUAGCACACCAAAAGUGGAUGAUAUUUAGUCAAUUUCGACUUUAUACAAAUACAACUAUGUGCCUAACUUCAAAAGAAUAAUAUUAUAGUUUUUAAUUCGUUUUAUAACUUUUUGUUAUUGUGAAAGUAAUCCGUUUUUGUGAUGUUUCUUAAUUAAUUUACGAUUGUAUGGUUAUAAAUUUGUAAAAUUAUUAAGCGAUAAGCGAGAUAAAGUGCUGUAAAAAUAGGUUUUAGGAGAAACGAGGCAAUUUUUAUUCUUCUCAAAAUAAAAAAAAAUAAAAUAAAAAAAGGCGCCCCGUUUCGAGAAAAUUAAAAAUAUGAUGAUUAAAGCCGAGACUACCUUGGGAAAGGCAUUUAUUUUUGUUUUAAUAAACGUAAGGUAAAUAUUUA
Molecule: messenger RNA, 9188 nt
Organism: Onthophagus taurus
Lineage: Eukaryota; Metazoa; Arthropoda; Insecta; Coleoptera; Scarabaeidae
Product: protein lava lamp
Biological process (GO): positive regulation of autophagosome maturation; plus-end-directed vesicle transport along microtubule
Cellular component (GO): autophagosome; lysosome; late endosome
Source: RefSeq, a predicted model, not a curated record